AUGGAUGAGUUCCGCCGCUCCAAUCUGCUCACCACGCGAGGUUCGCGCGCGCCGCGCCACUUUCGGAGCUCCAGGAUACGGACACUUGUUCAUCGCGCGCGCCCGAAAGCUUCAUGUUGCCAGGUCGCGUUGUUCUAUGUUGUCUGGGCUGUGCUCGAGUCGGGAGUGCGGUGUAUCCGGAUCCUAUCGCUGGAGGUGCCCCAGACGGUGGUUGUGGGCACGGAGGCCCGGCUGAGGUGCGCCUACGACCUCGAAGGAGACGUCCUUUACUCGGUCAAGUGGUACCGCGACGACGUCGAGUUCUUCCGAUUCGUGCCUUCCGAUCGGCCGCCCGGGCAGUUCUUUCCUGUAGACGGCAUCAGGGUCGACUUGCAGCGUUCAAACAACGGCACCGUGUUCAUCCGCAAUGUGGACCACCUCACGGGCGGCAACUACAAGUGCGAAGUGUCGGCGGAUGCCCCUUCUUUCAAGACAAUGUUCGUGGAAAAGCUCAUCCGGAUAGACUCCUCUUCGACCUGCAUUCAAGUUCCAUCUGCAAUGGCGCUUCUGCUCCUGGCCCUCGCUUCUCGCGCUAUCUCUCGUCUCGUGUCCAAUCGCUGAUCGCACGAAGACCCACGUGACCCAAGCGGUGAUUACCCCCAAUUGCUCAGAGAAGCAGGACUGUGGUGUUCGAGAGAGAGAGAGAGAACGAAACGCACCUGCUGUGUGAAGCGGCCAUGACCGGACUGUUCCCGGAAAACGGCGUCGAAAAACAAUAACCGCAACGCCUGGGGUACGUGAACCUACGAGAUGGCGUGCGGUCUCAGGGUCAAUCUGUGUAUCCAUUUUUUUCUUUAUUUUCUUGCAGCGUUGUGUCGCGCCAAGAUGGACGUAUAAGCUGGCGUUAAAUAAAACGCCAGAACUCUGCCGCGCGAUGCCCGUAAAUUGACCAUCACGUUAAUUACAGUGGCCGUAGUUAUUAAGCUAGCCGUAAUUUAUGUUCGACGCCCCAUUUCGUAGCACCCCUCCUCAGCACAGGAAACGUCGCUGUGACUAAACUGCUUCUGUCAUGACUGUCAGCAUGCUCACGGUUGUUUCGUUAAGACAUGCAUUCAACAGAAACUACUUCAACUCAUCCUGUAUCUGAAAACGCA
Molecule: messenger RNA, 1133 nt
Organism: Rhipicephalus sanguineus (brown dog tick)
Lineage: Eukaryota; Metazoa; Arthropoda; Arachnida; Ixodida; Ixodidae
Exons: 5
Coding region: 1-600 (199 amino acids)
Source: RefSeq, a predicted model, not a curated record